AUGUUGGUGCAUUUCUUACGAGAAUAUAAUGUUAAUAAGAUAUUUUUGUCACGCUUAGGCCUUUGGCCGUUUCAAAGUAAGCUUGUGAGAAAUUCGUUACCAAUCUUUUGUCUUGUACUUGAAAUAAGUUUUUAUCCGUUCGAGAUAUUAUUGUUGUAUGAUCACCGAGACGAUGCGCAAAUGAUUUUUGAAGGUUGCUAUCAAAUUGUCAUAACAACCGCCUUUAUAGUAAGAUUAUGGAAUGAAAUUUGGAAUCGGGAUAAGUUUCGUUGUUUGUACGAAGCCAUGAAUGAUCAUUGGGAGAUUUUCACGGAUGAAUUAGAAGUUCGUAUUCUAAAAAAUUAUUCUACCAUAUCGCGAAAAUUUUCGAUAUUUUAUUCAACUAUGAUGUACCUUCUAAGUUCAAUGUUUAUAAUAAUCCCAUUGACACCGGUGUUCCUAGAUAUCGUAUUACCUCUUAACGAAUCGCGUCCACGAGUCUUGGCACUCGAGGUUGAAUUUAGAGUGGAUACAGACGAGUACUUCGUGCCAAUUUUCUGUUAUAUUUCUGUUAUAAUUGUGGUGGGUAUGAGCAUUAUGGUGUGCGCCGAUACACUGCACUUUACAUGUACCAUUCAUGCGUGUAGCUUAUUCUCAAUUAUUGGGUAAGUGAUCGCAGGCAAUGUAUACGAUAAAUACUUGGACUAUUUUGAGGAAUAUAAUAAUAUAAAAAUCAUAAGUAUUUCACAGCGAGCAAAUUGAAAAUAUCACGAUGACAUUACGUACGGAGAAAUGUGAACGUUAUGAAAG
Molecule: messenger RNA, 789 nt
Organism: Pogonomyrmex barbatus (red harvester ant)
Lineage: Eukaryota; Metazoa; Arthropoda; Insecta; Hymenoptera; Formicidae
Product: odorant receptor Or2-like
Biological process (GO): sensory perception of smell; detection of chemical stimulus involved in sensory perception of smell
Cellular component (GO): plasma membrane
Molecular function (GO): olfactory receptor activity; odorant binding
Source: RefSeq, a predicted model, not a curated record